AUGUCCUCCCGCUCCCGCCCAAAGAGGGCAUCCGCAGCCGACACUCCCACCGAGGGAACGCCCCGCACUCGCCGCAGACGCGCUCAGCUCGAGUACGACGAGCCCGCCAUUGAAGAAGACGAGUCCCUGGAUGAAGAUGCCGAAGGAGAGAUAGAGGAAGAGGAAGACGACGACGAGUCGGAGGACGUCGCGCCCCAAACAAAGAAGCGAGGCAGGCCCAAGGGAUCGCUUAACAAGAAGACCCUCGCAAAGGAUGGAGAGGAAGACGAUGAGGAGGAGGACAAGGCUUCGUGGCGGAGAGGGCGAAAGAGCGUCAGCUACAAGGAGAUUCUUCCAGGGGAGGCAUUUCAAGAAGAUGAUGAGGAUGAGGACGACGACGACGACGAGUCACAUGGCGGCAAACGACGAGGACGCCCACCUAAACGAGCCGCUGGCGAAGAUGAUGGGGAUGACGAGCGAGAUGGCUCUUAUAAGAAGGAGAAGAUCCCUGGUGGUUCAGGUCGAGGCGGGUUCAGUGUCAAAGGCGCUGCCGCUGCUGCUGCUCGAGCUCGUUGGGAAAAGGUCAGACGGGAGAAGGCAGAGAGAGGCGAGGAAGAUACACCAAAGCCCAGCAGAAAAUCAAACAAUGUCGUGAGAAAGCACGCCAUUGGUCCGCCCGCGGAUUAUCAGAUGGGCACAACGGUCACAAUCAAGGGCGAGGAGUACACGGUCGGUGACGACGAGCUGGUUGUUGCCAGCGACCCCAAGGGUGACACCAAAAUCGAUGAAUGUGGCCGCUUGCUGGGUGGAAGAGAGUACAAGCCUGUCACCUUUACCUCCACUGAACGCCGCAAUUCCGACCGCCUUUACGCCCUCACUAUCGAUGCUGCCCGAGCCUGCGGCUAUGGCGACUCUCUGGCGUUCUUGCGCAGAUAUCCUACCAUUCUCAAGCUGUCGUGUACAGCUGGAGAGAGGCUGAAACUCAUCGACUUGAAUCGCAUUUCAGGCAAUUUAAAACACCGCCAGGUGACCAUGGUGGCUUUGCGUAAUGUCUACAAGGCCAUGGGUGCAAAGGUCGUCAAAAAUGGCAGGCAUGUGGUUGACGACUAUUACGAGGACCGAGCUGCAGCCGAAUGUGCCGCGGAAGGUAUCGAACCGGGAUCCCUGGUGCCCGAAGAGGAAUUCAUUCAAAUCGCCCAAAAUACCGGCGACCGCGGCGCGCGCGCUGCUGCCAACGAGUCUCGAACACUCGCUAGCUUGUCUGCUUUCUACACUGCCGGUGGUCUUACUACGCAAUUCGCCAGCAAUGGUAUUGAUCCUUGGACGGACGGUGGAUGGGGCAACAAACGAAGCAAGCUGAAGACCGCUGGCGUAACGGAGGAGGAUUGGAUGUACAAAACGGCCGAGGAGAGCCGGCUUGUUGACGAGCAGCUCAAGGGCUUCAGGGCCGAAAGGCUUCAGGUACUGGAGGGAGUGGAUGGUGCCAGAGGCUGGGUGUUUGCUGCGGAGAAGGAAGCGGAAGGAGAUAAACAUCGUUUCAUUGGUGUGGAAAGCUCUAGCGAAAUCAAGAAGAGUGGGCUUUCGAAUGAAGUGGUAAUGGGAGACGAGGGGACUUCACAAACAGGAGGCGAUGUCAUGAUGGAUGAGCCGCCUAAAGAAGCGGGUGCAAUCAUUGUGGAAAAGGAGGGCCACGUUUCGAGCACGCACAAUUGGGGUUUGGGAAGAAAAUGGCAGGCUGGUGUCAUUAGAGCAGCCUACGAGCCUCACACGAAUACACCUCAUGUCCCCCAAUCGACUCAGCCUUCCGGCAAUGCUGUCCAGCAGCUCAGCUCGAAGCCUAUCCUCUCGGCCUCCUCCAACCUCUCAAAUCUUCAUCAUGUCCAACCUACUUUUGCCGGUUCUGCUACUAGAGGGCUUGCUAGUGUAGAGUAUGUGCUCGAGAAGGUGGAGGAAACAGAGGUGCAGAAGAGGUCAAGAUUAGUGCAGGAAGCCGAAGAGUGGGAGAAGGCUUCGCGAGCCAAGCAAGCUGCUGUGUAA
Cryptococcus wingfieldii CBS 7118 is the source of this 2016-nucleotide messenger RNA. Its product is annotated as chromatin structure-remodeling complex protein RSC7. The transcript is spliced from 5 exons. NCBI's taxonomy places the organism in Eukaryota, Fungi, Basidiomycota, Tremellomycetes, Tremellales, Cryptococcaceae. The record is from RefSeq and is a predicted model, not a curated record. Bases 1 to 2016 code for a protein of 671 amino acids.